Anastrepha obliqua is the source of this 2219-nucleotide messenger RNA. RefSeq names its product nose resistant to fluoxetine protein 6-like. Gene Ontology annotation, molecular function: acyltransferase activity, transferring groups other than amino-acyl groups. Bases 125 to 2140 code for a protein of 671 amino acids. The record is from RefSeq and is a predicted model, not a curated record. The transcript has 10 exons. Lineage: Eukaryota; Metazoa; Arthropoda; Insecta; Diptera; Tephritidae.
GUUGUUAACCUGGUCAUCACCGUGUGAUUUUUUAACUCGGAGAGAACUUUACUGCACUGCGUCAUUAUAUAAAUAUAUGUGAAAACGUUUAUUAAACUAGUGCCUCCAAAAUAACGGUGUUAAAAUGUCAUCGAUGUGUAACAGGAAGUGCAACAUUUUGCAACUCUUCAUACUCACGUGUAUCAACAUCCGAAUGCCUGUUGGCGGAAGCGAGCUGUGGCAUAGUGAAAAUUUCGCGCUGGGCUUUCAGUUCUUUGAUCAACUUGAUCUACUUAGUAGCUUAAAGAAUGUGACUACGGAGUGCUCAACACAACUUAGAACUGUGGCGAAUGCGUUGGAAACCAAUGAAAUUUGGGCUUUAAGAAUGCUUGAUGCUUGGGCAAAAUUUCCGUCUGGCAUACUGUAUGGACAUCGCAUGGAGAUGGGCAAUUUCGAAGAAUGCCUCGAUAUCAAUUCUCCUUUAAUUGGCAAAUAUUGUCAAGCAAAUAUUCCCUUCAAUUCGGCAGCAAUUGGUUUGAGUGUACAACUGCAACUGGGUGUCUGCAUCCCAAAUAGAUGCAGUCCAAAUGAUUUUGAUUUGCUUUUGAAAGAGGCUUUAGAGAAUUCGUAUAAUUUUAGUUUUAAUGCAACAACGAACUUGCUGAUCGCAUCCACUUGUUCAACUGGCGAACUUGUUGAACUUGAGCCUCUCGAUUGGGUUGCAAUUGGACUUUUCGUUUUAUUAGCAGCUUUAAUGACUUUAAGUACUCUCUAUGAUUGCCUUUGGACGUACCAGAGAAAAUUGCCUAACAAACUAAUGAUCUCUUUUUCGGCAACUAAAAAUUUGCGCCAGUUAUUGAAAGUCCAACAUGGGCAUAUACCUUGUCUACAUGGCAUACGUUGUCUUUCGCUAUUUUGGAUUAUAUUCCUACACUGUUAUUUAUAUCGCAUAUUAUCACCAAAUAUCAAUUCCGUCGACAUACAAAGCUGGGAGCAUACGCCAUUUUCAAUGAUUGAGCAAAGCGGCUCAAUUGCUGUGGACUCGUUUUUCUUUCUCAGUGGAUUGUUGGUCAUUAUGGUGGCUUUUAGGGAGAUGGAGAAAAAUACUGGAAAACUUAAUGUACCAAUGAUGUACAUUCAUCGUUAUUUACGUCUAACGCCGGUUUUAGCUGUAGCCGUUUUGUUUUACAUGUCAUUAUUUAAUUAUAUUGGUAGUGGUCCUAUUUGGAAGAGCUUUACCGUUGCCAACGAAAUGUGCGAUAAAACUUGGUGGGCCACAAUAUUGUAUGUGCAGAAUUACGCAGCUCCAGGUGAAAUGUGUCUGGGACAUGCCUGGUAUUUGGCAGUCGAUACUCAAUUAUUUUUCCUGUCGCCCAUAUUUCUAAUUCUUAUCUGGAAAUGGAGAAAAAUUGGUAUAGCUGCCACCAUAGCUCUGGGCUUACUGCUGGUUGCUUGCUUGUUUACGAUCAUAAUAAUAAAUCAGUAUACAAUUUAUGAUAUUGCACGAAAUUAUGGUGUGAAUAGUGAAGCAAUGCCGAAAAUUUACUACUCAACCCAUACCAGAUGCUCUGCUUGGAUAGUCGGACUAAUUUUUGGUUACUACUUGCAUCGCAACAAUGGCCGCAUUGCUAAAAUCCCAAAAUGGUUAGUUGCCGUUGGUUGGCUUAUUUCGCUCGCCACGAUUUUCACUUUGGUAUUUGCCUGGUAUCCAAAAACGCUGCCUAGCACAGGCGGCCCCACCGUACUCGAAAGCGCCUUUUACUUGGCUUUCGGGCGCAUGGCGUGGCCAUUGGCUAUAUGUUGGGUGGUGUACGCCUGUGUGAAUGGCUAUGGCGGUAUAAUCAACAGCUUUCUCUCGUGGACAUUUUGGCAACCAAUUUCGAAACUCUCCUACAGCAUGUAUAUUUGGCAUUUGAUUGUAAUUACCAUUAAUGCGUCGCUUAUCAAAACGAAUACAUACUUUUCAGAUUAUGAUGUGAUUUUGAGUUUUUGGAGCAAUUUCGGUAUUACGUUAUUUGUAUCAGUUUGUGUUUAUUUGGCUGUUGAGGCGCCAGUUGCUGAUAUUGAAAGUUACCUGUUGCCACGCAAUAUGCCUAAGGCCGAUAAACGGCCUACAUUGCCUGCUGCAACAACAGUAUCACAACAGAAUUUAUGCGAAUGACAGGAGUUAAGAGAAUUCCACACAUUUUUGAUAUUAUUAUUUAUUUUUUAAUUUGUUAAUUAGCAUAGUAAAUUUAAUA